Molecule: messenger RNA, 2173 nt
Organism: Chrysochloris asiatica (Cape golden mole)
Lineage: Eukaryota; Metazoa; Chordata; Mammalia; Afrosoricida; Chrysochloridae
Gene: ETV6
Product: ets variant 6
Exons: 8
Coding region: 271-1629 (452 amino acids)
Biological process (GO): regulation of transcription by RNA polymerase II; cell differentiation
Cellular component (GO): nucleus
Molecular function (GO): DNA-binding transcription factor activity, RNA polymerase II-specific; sequence-specific DNA binding
Source: RefSeq, a predicted model, not a curated record
GCGUCCCGGGUCGCCUUGCCGCGCCGUGACCUGCAGACCCUGCGGCCGCGGUCCGGCCCGGGUCCCACGCCCCCGCCGCCCUGCGCACCCUACUCCGCCGGCCGCCCCGCCUCGCGCGCUCGCAGACCCCCGGGGCGGCUGCCGGGAGAGAUGCUGGAAGAAACUUCUUAAAUGACCGCGUCCGGCUGGCAGUGGAGCAUUUCUGGGUUGGGGAGAGGAAAGGAAAGUGGAAAAAAACUGAGAACUUCCUGAUCUCUCUCGCUGUGAGACAUGUCUGAGACUCCUGCUCAGUGUAGCAUUAAGCAGGAACGAAUUUCAUAUACACCUCCAGAGAGUCCACUGCCGAAUUACACUUCCUCCACUCCACUUCAGGUUCCAGUGCCUAGAGCGCUCAGGAUGGAGGAAGACUCGAUCCGCCUGCCAGCGCCCUUACGCUUGCAGCCAAUUUACUGGAGCAGGGAUGACGUAGCCCAGUGGCUCAAGUGGGCUGAAAAUGAGUUUUCUUUAAGGCCAAUUGACAGCAACACGUUUGAGAUGAAUGGCAAAGCUCUCCUGCUGCUGACCAAAGAGGACUUUCGCUAUCGAUCUCCACAUUCAGGUGAUGUACUCUAUGAACUCCUUCAGCAUAUUCUGAAGCAGAGGAAACCUCGGAUUCUCUUUUCACCAUUCUUCCACCCUGGAAACUCUAUACACACACAGCCAGAAGUCAUCCUGCACCAGAACCAUGAGGAAGAUAAUUGUGUCCAGAGAACCCCGAGACCAUCUGUGGAUAAUGUACACCACAACCCACCUACCAUUGAACUGUUGCACCGGUCCAGGUCACCCAUCACCACAAAUCACCGGCCUUCUCCCGACCCUGAGCAACGUCCCCUCCGGUCCCCCCUGGACAACAUGAUCCGCCGCCUCUCACCAGCCGAGCGGGCCCAGGGACCGAGGCUCCACCAGGAGAACAACCACCAGGAGUCAUACCCUCUGUCCGUGUCUCCCAUGGAGAAUAAUCACUGCCCACCGUCCUCGGAGUCACACCAGAAGCCAUCCAGCCCCCGGCAGGAGAGCACACGUGUCAUCCAGCUGAUGCCCAGUCCCAUCAUGCACCCCCUGAUCCUGAACCCCCGACACUCCGUGGAUUUUAAACAGUCCAGGCUCUCCGAGGAUGGGAUGCAUAGGGAAGGGAAACCCAUCAACCUCUCUCACCGGGAAGACCUGGCCUACAUGAACCACUUCAUGGUCUCCGUCUCCCCGCCUGAGGAGCACGCCAUGCCCAUUGGGAGAAUAGCAGACUGUAGACUGCUUUGGGAUUACGUCUAUCAGUUGCUUUCUGACAGCCGGUACGAAAACUUCAUCCGAUGGGAGGACAAAGAAUCCAAAAUAUUCCGGAUAGUGGAUCCCAAUGGACUUGCUCGACUGUGGGGAAACCAUAAGAACAGAACAAACAUGACCUAUGAGAAAAUGUCCAGAGCCCUGCGCCACUACUACAAACUAAACAUUAUCAGGAAGGAGCCAGGACAAAGGCUUUUGUUCAGGUUUAUGAAAACCCCAGAUGAAAUCAUGAGUGGCCGGACAGACCGUUUGGAGCACCUUGAGUCCCAGGAGCUGGAUGAACAAAUAUACCAAGAAGAUGAAUGCUGAAGAAGCCAACCCAGUACUGUGGCACCGGGCAGCAGCAGAGACCCUGUUCACCAGGACACAGGGCUGAGGAGCGCUGAAAAGGAAGAGACCCUGACACAGGAGUGACACUCUCCUGCAUACAAGAAGGGACCCUGGAGCACCUUAGACAAACCACCCAGCAAAGGCGGGGCUGGAAUUCUGGCCAAGGGCACAAGCCUGGGACUCUCGCUUCAUGUUUCCUUCUCAUUGGGAAUCACUCGAUCUGUAAUUCCUCACCUUCCCACCGAUUUUUUAGUUUCAUGGUGUUUUUGUUUUUGUUUUUGUUUUUUAAGAACACACAGUUUGACUUUUCAUCAUUCAUUAUAAGGGAAGACAUCUGAUGUGUUUUCCUAUGGAAAUAUAUAUCUAUUAUAUAUAUAUAUAUAUAUAUAUAUUGCAGAUCUCACAAAGUGCGCCAAGCCCAGCUGGUCAGGAAAGAGAAUCUUGGCUAAAGAGUUCAGGUUCCUCUUUUCCUGCCAUGUGGACCAGGUUUAUUCCUGUUGUUGGGUAUUGGCUCAAAACAAAA